Messenger RNA from Colletotrichum orchidophilum, 1323 nucleotides. RefSeq lists its product as uncharacterized. Gene Ontology annotation, biological process: protein ubiquitination; negative regulation of gene expression via chromosomal CpG island methylation. The transcript has a single exon. The record is from RefSeq and is a predicted model, not a curated record. The coding region runs from base 1 to 1323 and encodes 440 amino acids. Lineage: Eukaryota; Fungi; Ascomycota; Sordariomycetes; Glomerellales; Glomerellaceae. Gene Ontology annotation, molecular function: ubiquitin protein ligase activity.
AUGAGUCAACCCAGCAGCAGCAUCAGCAGCAGCACAGGUGGUGGUGGUGGUGGUGGCAGCGGUGGCCAGCCGGCUGCCGCUGGCCACAACCUCGGAGGCGGAGGUGGUGGGGUGGUGGGUUCCGACCUGCCCCCUAUCCCUCCCGGCUACGUCGAUGUAGCCGCCUAUCUCAGGGCCUUCGGGGGAAAAGUCAACGCCCUGUUGUCGUUGGCCGGAAGGCAAACCAACACCAACGCCUCGGUCCCCGUCUUUCUCGCGCAGAAUCUCCUCAGUUCUUACCUGACCUACCUCGAGGAGGUCCGCCGACGCUUCCCAAGCCAGCUCCCGGCCGCCAUCUUCACCUACAAGUAUGCGCUGCAGAGAGGUCUCGACCGCGUCAAGCAGACUCCUCCCGAGGGCCCUCUGGGCCUGCGAUACCGGUUCUAUUCCGUUGAGAACAAGAACCGGGCCCGCGCGUUACACGACUGGCUCUCGGCGACUGGAGACAGGCCCCUGCCCCCUCCUCGUCUGCCCCUGCCCCCUCUCCAGCCCCUGCCCCCUCUCCUGCCGGUCACAGCGCCAGUCUCCUCGAGCGCGCCAUCCUCGAGCGCGCCUUCGUCGAGCGCGCCAUCCUCGUCCACCAACAGGGUUGUCAAGCCCGUCAAACCAGUUCCCAAGGAUCACCCCAUUUGGGGCGAAGACGGAAUCAACCAUGGUCUCGCCUUGCGAACGGGAAACAAGCCCAUUACGGCGCUUAAUCCCGAGUACAGAUUCCAGCAGAGAUCUGCCAAAGUUCUAGGUCACAACGGCCUCCACGUGGGCCAAUGGUUCCCGAGUCAGCUGUCUGCGCUGUUCUACGGCGGCCAUGGCGAGUCCAAUGCCGGAAUCAGCUACGAAAAGAAUGUUGACGGUGAGCCGGGAAGAGCCUACUCGAUUAUACUCGCUUCCAAGUACCACACUAUUGAUGAAGAUUACGGCGACCGCAUCGUUUACUCUGGCUCCAACUCAUUGAGCAACGAUGCUCACAACACUCCUGCUGACGGUGGAAAGCCUAUCCGUGGAAACGCGGCGCUGGUCAAAUCCAUGGAGGCAAAAUCUCCCGUGAGAGUCUUUCGCAAGGCCAAAAAGAGCAACGAAAAUUCCACGUACGCGCCGAAAGACGGUCUCCGCUACGACGGCAUCUACUUCGUCACCGAGCACAAGCAGGGCAAGAACAAGCACCGUGGCGCCUUCCACAAGUUUACGUUGGUUCGAGGAGAGCCUCAGACGCCCCUCAGCGACCUGAAGAAUAUCCCCAGUCGCCAGGAGAGACGCGACUACUACAAAAUCAAGGAUGGCUACUAG